UAGCCACGCCUACCAAAUAAUGGCACCCAUUGAAAUGUGGUGGUAGGAGGCUUAUGAGUAUUGAGCGAGGUUUCGAGGAAUACAGUGUCUCCGUUAGCGACUCUACAUCAUCUCUACCCUCUCCACUCUUCCUCUCCUUCAUCUGUUUUGUUCUUUUGAUGUCAGGGAUGUCCUUUUUAAGUCGUCCAAUAAAGCUCAGAUGCUGUCAGUGUUGGAUUGAUGGUGUGCCUCCAGUCUGGCUGGUAAUACUGGGACUAGCAGUAGUACAGUUGGGAUUUGGUGGCUACCCAGUUGUUAUUAAGAAAUUUGCUGACUCAAAAGAAUCAAAAGCCGAUCCGCUUAUACUUAGCUUUUACCGUGAUCUUUGCUGUUUUCCUGUUCUGUUUUUGUGUGCUUUUGUCGCCGAGCGUAAAGUGAUGAUACCGUCUCUUAAAAUGCUAUUUUGGUUUGCCGUGUUUGGUUUAUUGGGCAUGUUUGGUAACCAGUAUCUCUUUAUUUUGGGUGUGUACAAAGCUGGUCCAAAUGUAGCAUCUGUUUUUCAACCACUGAUUCCAGUUUGGACUGCUGUCAUAGUCUGGUUGACAUGUACCGAACGGGCCAAACCUGCUGGAGUGGCCUUUUGGAUUAAGUUAUUUGGAAUAUUACUAGCAGCUGGCGGGGCUAUAGAGAUAACAGUGACGGGUGAGAGAUCAAGUGGAGGAACUGAUGAAGAUAGAUUCCAGCGUAUCCUUGGCUACUUAUUUCUCUUUGGAAACACACUAUGCAUGUCAGUGUAUGUGUGGCUCCAAAAAAGAUUUGUAUUUGGUGAUAAAAAUAAUAAAUGGAGGGAGUAUCCGGUGUUUGUUACAGCCUAUUCGUAUUUCUUUGGUGCCGUAUUCAUGGGACUCUGUUCAUUACAGAAUGUCGUCUCUGAAGAGAAAAGAGAGAAAUUUACGAUUCCUAGACCAUCAGUAUAUGUUCUUGUCUAUGCUACUUUCAUUACUUCGGCUUUAUGCUAUCUUCUAAUUACAUGGGCUAACUCACAGGUAUCUUCAAUAUUGGUCACUGCCUCGUGGCCUCUACAGGUUUUAAUUGCCGUUCUUGGCUCAUGGCUUUUCUUGAAUAUUAAAUUCUUAUAUUUACAAUACCUUGGAGCUGCUAUGCUCAUAUUGGGUCUUGUAUUUGUCCUCCUUGCAAACUACCAGGAAGAAAGAGAGAGAAAAGGAAAAGGAGGCUUCAUAGGUAGAAUUAAUUUGCUCAAGUGCUGCAUUGAUCAGACUUGCAAUGAUGGUGGAGAGGAUACUGAUCCUCUUCUAGGAUCAGUUAACAGCAUACCAAGUGCUCCUUCUCCACUUUAUGAAAAGGAAGAGAAGAAGCCUCUGGACUCUACUCCAUUGUCAACCUCUGAUGACGAGAGAAAAAUAAACUGAUACAAUGAUGAUAAUAAUAAAUAAAGCUAUGGGAGAUAAUGAUGAUAAUUAAUGCUGUGCUGAUACUAUAAAUAAAUUAUUUUAUUAUUGUAAAAAAGAAUAAUUUACUAUAAUACAAGUAUUACAAUAAUUG
Amphimedon queenslandica is the source of this 1542-nucleotide messenger RNA. Its product is annotated as WAT1-related protein At5g45370-like. Gene Ontology annotation, molecular function: transmembrane transporter activity. The transcript has 14 exons. Bases 54 to 1409 code for a protein of 451 amino acids. Lineage: Eukaryota; Metazoa; Porifera; Demospongiae; Haplosclerida; Niphatidae. The record is from RefSeq and is a predicted model, not a curated record. Gene Ontology annotation, cellular component: membrane.